ACUGCUCCUCCUCCUACUUUCACCACUACUACUGCUCCUAAACCUACUACUACUACUGCUCCUACUCCUACCACUACUACUACUACUACUACUGUUCCUACU
This is a messenger RNA of Neoarius graeffei (lesser salmon catfish), 102 nucleotides long. RefSeq names its product adipocyte plasma membrane-associated protein Hemomucin-like. The record is from RefSeq and is a predicted model, not a curated record. The transcript has 2 exons. The annotation marks the transcript as partial. Lineage: Eukaryota; Metazoa; Chordata; Actinopteri; Siluriformes; Ariidae.